UACUGUGUGUCAAGCUAGGGUUUUCACUUUGUGCAGUAGAAACUCCGGAAUGGCUCUCAAGGCUGAAAUCAAGACUUUAAAAGUUGAGGAUGCUAAAGAAGCACCUUUGAUCGUUUACAAAGCAGGCAAGCCUGACAGUACAAUAGUUGUCUCGGUGGAAACUCUUGUUGGUCCCAAAGGCGGGGUGGGUGAGAUUUGCCAUAUUGUUCUUGAUCACGGUGGCCAAUUUCAUUUCGUGGAAGGCCAAUAUCUUGGAGUAAUUUUCCCUCGGGAUGGUGAUAGUGAUUCAUUGCAUUAUAACCAAUUUUGCCUUGCACUUAACGCUUUCUCUAUCGCAUCAUGUAGAGAUGGAGAUUCUUUUGAUGGCAAGACACUCAGUUUGUGUGUUCGUCGCGCAGAACUGUCAGCAGAGAGUGCCAGUAACUACCUCUGUAACCUUAAAAAAGGAGACAAAGUUGAUAUUAAAGGCCCUUUUGGAGGACCAAUGGUAUUCCCAGAUGAUCCAGAAGCCAAACAUAAACAUAUCAUGGUUGCAACGGCAACUGGUAUUGCUCCUUUCCGCAGUAACAUCCAACGAUUGUUUGUAGAUCCAAAAUCAAUAGCUAAAUUCAAUGGACUAGCUUGGUUGAUCGCUGGCGCUGAUAACUAUAACAGCCUCCUUUACAGCCAGGAAUUCGCUGACAUCCUGGAUAAGAAUCCUGAUCACUUCAGCUAUGAGAGAGCCUUGAACAACUCUGUAGCUGACAGCAUCUACAAAAGCGGUGAUGAAAUUUUCACACUUUUGAAUGGAGGUGCAUAUAUAUAUUUCGCUGGAUCAAAGACGAUGAUGCCUGGAAUUCUUGAAACAUUUGAGAAAAUUGCUCAGGAAAGAGGGGUGAUUUGGGAAGAGAUGCUAAAGCGGCUGAUAGCAAAUGAUCAAUGGCGUGUUGAAGUUUACUAGAUAACUUCAACGCAAUGGUUUUAUGUUAAAUCGGUGACAAUGACAUUGAGUAAUAAUGUCUUUUAUCCAUUCUAGUUUAAUAAAUGUCACCUGCAUGUGUUUGUAUGGUUUCUAAGUCUGGUCAGAAUAUUAUUAAUGUAUGUCGCUCAGGGUCUUCUUCUUUCUUUGUUUACCUUUGUUGGUUAUUUCCAUCAUCAAUGAACUUUUAUUCCCGAUUUCUA
Messenger RNA from Dioscorea cayenensis subsp. rotundata (Guinea yam), 1161 nucleotides. RefSeq names its product ferredoxin--NADP reductase, embryo isozyme, chloroplastic-like. The transcript is spliced from 5 exons. The record is from RefSeq and is a predicted model, not a curated record. The coding region runs from base 50 to 940 and encodes 296 amino acids. Lineage: Eukaryota; Viridiplantae; Streptophyta; Magnoliopsida; Dioscoreales; Dioscoreaceae. Gene Ontology annotation, molecular function: oxidoreductase activity.